This is a messenger RNA of Galleria mellonella (greater wax moth), 1518 nucleotides long. RefSeq names its product lipase 3-like. Gene Ontology annotation, molecular function: hydrolase activity, acting on ester bonds. Lineage: Eukaryota; Metazoa; Arthropoda; Insecta; Lepidoptera; Pyralidae. The coding region runs from base 115 to 1428 and encodes 437 amino acids. The record is from RefSeq and is a predicted model, not a curated record. Gene Ontology annotation, biological process: lipid metabolic process. The transcript has a single exon.
AAUAAAAUGCAAACACGGAAUACCAUGAACACCAUGCGAGACAAAAUGAAAAGUAUUCUCAUUGCAUUGUAGCAUCAAACAGUACUUAUACUGAAAAGCACUUAUAUUAUAAAAAUGCAUUAUUUUAUUGCAUUAUUAAUGUGUUUAUUUAUAAACGAGAUUAGAAGCGAAAAAUGUACGUCUUUCCAACAAAAAAUUAUUACAAAAAUUCCUGAGAAAUUAGCUAAUGUGAUUAAUAAUACAUUUGGAAGUAUAAUAAAUAGAGUUCUAAAUAAAGAUAAAUCUAUAAUUGAAAGUAUAUAUGAGAAAUAUAUAAACGCAUCGAAUACUGAAGAUAAAAAUCUGAACAUAACACAGUUAUUAAAUAAAUAUGGUUAUCCUGUGGAACAACAUGAGGUGACUACCAGCGAUGGAUACAUACUGACUAUGUUCCGAAUACCUAAUAAUGGACCACCAGUAUUAUUAAUGCAUGGUGCUCUUAGUAGCUCUGAUGACUUUCUAACGAUUGGCUCUAAUAGUGGACUUGGAUACCUUCUAGCUGAUGCAGGUUACGACGUUUGGUUGGGUAACGCCAGAGGCAACCAACAUUCCCGACGUCACAUCACCCUGUCGCCAUCCUGCGCCGAAUUCUGGGACUUCAGCUGGGACGAGCACGGUCGGUAUGAUCUGCCAGCUAAAAUCGAUUACAUUUUAAACAAAACUGGUGAAGAGCAAUUGAUAUUCGUAAGUCAUUCUAUGGGUUCCACUAUGUAUUUCGUAUGUUGUUCUUCAUUGCCUGAAUACAAUGCAAAGAUAAAACUAAUGGUAGCACUAUCCGCAGUGGCAUUCAAUAUUGGAAGUCCGUUACUUAGAAUAUUUUCACCGGCCAAUCCUGUUUUGACGGAACUCGCGAAAGCAGUGGGAUUAUACGAACUUUUACCGAGGAACGCGUUACUGCAAUAUUUAACAGAUACUUUCUGCGGAACCCCUGCUACAGCUACGUUAGUCUGUGGUAACAUACUGUUUCUGUUUGCUGGCGCUGAUUACUCUCAAGUUAACGCUACUGCAUUGCCAGUAAUUUUCGGUCAUUAUCCCGCAGGGAUGGGUACUAAAGUAGCCUUGCAUUACGGACAGUUGGCGUUAACAGGAAAAUUUUCACGUUACGAUUAUGGAUUUUUUGAAAACUUAAUAAUGUAUGGUUCAUUAACUCCUCCUGAUUAUGAAUUAGAUAAAAUCACUUCUCCCGUUGCAAUAUAUUAUGCAACUAAAGAUAGAGUCACGCCUCAAGCGAGUGUCGAUGCCAUAAGUAGCAGAUUAGGCAACGUAGUUAAACUGACCAGAGUUCCCUAUGACGAUUUCUCUCACGCUGAUUUUUUGUUUGCUAGAGAUGUUAAGGAAUUAUUGUAUGACGAUGUUUUGGACUUGAUUUAUAAAUACAGUCAACCCUGAUCUCAAUAAUUUUUUAGACAAAUAUUUUGUUUAUAUUUUAAUUUUUUUUUUUUGUAAUGUGUAUAAACUUAUUGGCGUUAUUAUGAUUAA